GGGGACAUGAUCCUGAUCACAAGGUGAGGCAUGCUGUCCAAUAGGAGUGGCAGAUCUUCCAAGGACCUGUGUAAUUGGUUGAUAAGUCAACACGGUGUUUCUCAGGUUGCUCCUCCCAAAUGAGGUGACCAAGGGAUUUGUGGCUUCAUUUGAGCCUGAUUAGUUUUUAGCUGUCGGCUGCAAUAUGCCACAAGAACAGUGCAAACAAACAAACGCAUGGAAGCAGACAUCUUAUGGUACGAGCUCCAGAGAAAAUGGUGGCCCCUGUGCUCGCCUUGCUCUCCUCAACUAAACAUGUUCAACCUGAUGAGCAACUGCUGCAGCUGGGUUUCCAAGAUCCAGCAACCUUUAAGGAAAGUCAAUAUCCUGGUAGUUGGUCUUGACAAAGCGGGAAAAACAUCCUCUGUCAAGGGGAUGCUAGGAGUGCCACCAGGGGAUGUAGGUCCGACACAUGGGUGUGUCCGCACCGAGCUGAGAGUGGAGAACUUCCUGGUGACCCUGCUGGACAUAGGCGGAGCCCCGGAGGCCAGAGGAGCAUGGAGUGACCACUAUGGAGAUGUGCAUGGGGUCAUCUUUGUGGUAGACUCCAGUGACAGACACAGGAUCAAGGAGGUCAAGGAGGUUCUUGGUGACCUGCUCAAGCAGCCCAAAGUAGCUGGGAAACCACUCUUAGUGCUGGCCAACAAACAGGACAAGCUGAAUGCUCUGCUGGGCAGUGAGCUGAUUGAGAUCCUGUCACUGGAGAGGCUGGUGAACCAGAGCCGCUCUUUGUGCCACAUUGAGCCUUGCGCGGCCUUAAUGGACCUUCGGCGCUGGUCGGACAGGAAGACUUUGCGUGGUCUCCGCUGGCUUCUGCGGGCCAUCUGUUUGGAUUACCCAGAACUCUGUGCGCGCAUUGCCAGGGAUAGCAGGAGACCUCUGGCACCUCCUCAGGAGAAAGAUCGACGAGGGAAAGGAGAGAAAGGGCGCAACAAACCUAAAGAGGAAAGAAUACGUGCUAGCAAGACUGAUCUCCGACAUGUUCACCGGCCACAAGAGAAAGACAAAAAGGCUAAGACUGGAAGCACACUGCAGCCUAUUCGAAAUAUUUUGAAUAAGGAGAGCACUCUGAAAAAGACAUUUAAAAAAAAGAAGAAAAAGCAGGUCAAAAUCAAGGACACAGAGAAAAGCAAAGGAGGAGAGAAUAAGGAAGAGGAGGUUGAGGGCACAGAGGCAGACCAAGAGAAUGGUGGGCAGAAAGAGAAGGCCAGCAGAGCCCUGAUAACGCCUAAACGAGGCAAACUGAAAUGCAAGACAAAGGUGAAAGAGGAAACCCUUGACCUUCCAGAAUUACUUGAUAAUGAUGACAAACCUGCCAAAGGUAAAGAGGAGAAGAAGAAAAAGAAGAAAGCUGUGAAAGUGAAGAAGAAGAACAAGAUCAACACAGAGAAGGUGCCAACAGAGUUAUCCCAGCCAGUCGACCUCUCAACAACCUUUGAUCUUUACCGAAAAGCGAUUUUGGCUUUGAAAGAACGUCAAGAUCAAGCUCAAUGAAAGUAAGAGGGUCCUGGGUCAUGUGUGUGACGACGGGGUCUGCUGACGACAACAGCAGUCUAAGUUUAUGAUCAUGCAGUGACACCUCAGUGACCAUCCCCCCAGGACACAAAGCAAUCACAGAGAUGGGGAGGCCUGCGACAUGCUGCCCAGCCUGCACCACAACCUUCUUGUACAUGAAAUACAAUCUUGACUUUAUGGAUUAUUGAAGAAGAUUUUCAAAUCUUUUAAACUGAUACUUUGUUCAUUAUUGACAUUGUGUAACCCCCCAUUUCUGUUGUGUUAUUUGUGUUUUCUUUUGUUUGGUAUGGAUGUAUUACUGUUAUUUCUUAAAUGUCACUGUUAAAAACAAUACUUUCCUGAUGAUGUAAACUUGGCCAUACUAUUCAACUGUGUGUGUGUGUAAGACAUGAUGUAUAUAUUUACCUUUUUCUACAUAUUUUUGACAAAUGUUUCCCAUAAAGUGUUCUGGAAAUUGAGAGUAAAUUGUGAGGAAUUUAUGGAGAGUGGACUGAAAAC
This is a messenger RNA of Hypomesus transpacificus, 2052 nucleotides long. It is a transcript of the gene arl13a, whose product is annotated as ADP-ribosylation factor-like 13A. Gene Ontology annotation, biological process: receptor localization to non-motile cilium; non-motile cilium assembly. Bases 217 to 1533 code for a protein of 438 amino acids. Gene Ontology annotation, cellular component: ciliary membrane; non-motile cilium. The record is from RefSeq and is a predicted model, not a curated record. The transcript has 10 exons. Gene Ontology annotation, molecular function: GTP binding; GTPase activity. Lineage: Eukaryota; Metazoa; Chordata; Actinopteri; Osmeriformes; Osmeridae.